UAUGCCCAGAAGUCUCUUACCCUCAACUUGUGGGCACCAUGGAUUCCAGCAGAACUUCACAUGACUGAGACUGCCUCAAGAGCCACAUUGCCCCUCAGAUCCUAGGGAUUUCUCUGGAGCUAUGGGACCUGGACUGAGAUGAUGAUGGAUAGGACUCCUGCCCACCACAGUACUCCCUGAAACUGGCUCUGAAAGACUUGAGUGGGGACUUUCUUCUGGGAAGUUGCCAGUGAACAGAUGAGAUGAUCUGUGUGUUCCAUGGAAAAAUAACUGGUGCUUUUGAACCCAUGAGCAAGUAGCAAGGCAGUUUCUGACUACAGAACAUACCUUGUGAAAGCAGGAGCAUAAGAGCUUGGUAACCUACAGAGGCAUGCUGCAUUGCCCCAGAGAUCUUUGAAUUCAACAUUAGAAUAAUCUCUCUGAAUCAUGGUGUCAUGGAAAGGAAUUUACUUUAUACUCAUUCUUUUUUGUGGAAGCUUUUUUGGCAGCGUUUUCAUGCUGGGUCCCUUCUUACCUUUGAUGUUUGUAAACUCAUCUUGGUAUCGCUGGAUCAACAACCGCCUUGUUGCCACAUGGCUUACACUACCCGCGGCAUUGUUGGAGACCAUGUUUGGUGUAAAAGUGAUUAUAACAGGUGAUGCAUUUGUACCUGGAGAAAGAAGUGUCAUUAUCAUGAACCACCGGACAAGAAUGGAUUGGAUGUUUCUAUGGAAUUGCCUGAUGAGAUACAGCUACCUCAGAUUGGAGAAAAUAUGCCUCAAAGCCAGUCUCAAAAGUGUUCCUGGAUUUGGCUGGGCCAUGCAGGCUGCUGCCUAUAUCUUCAUUCAUAGGAAGUGGAAGGAUGACAAGAACCACUUUGAAGAGAUGAUUGAUUACUUUUGUGACAUCGGUGAACCACUUCAACUCCUCAUAUUCCCAGAAGGGACUGAUCUCACAGAAAAUAGCAAGGCUCGAAGUAAUGAUUUUGCUGAAAAGAAUGGACUUCAAAAAUAUGAGUAUGUCAUACAUCCAAGAACUACAGGCUUUACUUUUGUGGUAGACCGUUUAAGAGAAGGUAAGAACCUUGAUGCUGUACACGACAUCACCGUGGCGUAUCCUCACAACAUUCCUCAGACCGAGAAGCACCUCCUCCAUGGAAACUUCCCCAAGGAAAUCCACUUCCACGUCCACCGCUACCCCAUCGAUACCCUCCCCGCGUCCAAGGAGGACCUGCAACUCUGGUGCCACAAGCGGUGGGAGGAGAAGGAAGAGAGGCUGCGCUCCUUCUACCAAGGGGAGAAGAACUUUCAUUUUACUGGGCAGAGUGUAAUCCCACCUUGCAAGUCUGAGCUCAGGGUCCUUGUGGUCAAAUUGCUGUCCAUCCUCUACUGGACCCUGUUCAGCCCUGCCAUGUGCCUGCUCAUAUAUCUGUAUAGUCUUGCUCGUUGGUACUUUAUCAUUACCGUUGUCAUCUUCGUGCUACAAGAGAGGAUAUUUGGUGGUCUGGAAAUCAUUGAACUUGCAUGCUACCGUUUUUUACACAAGCAGCCACGGUUAAACUCAAGGAAAAAUGAGUAAGAUGGUAAGAUUCACAAUGUCGAACUUAGGGGAUAUUUUGGAAAUGUUCUAAGUCUUUGUAAACUAAGAUGCACUUUUGCAUGACUAUGUCAGAUAUUUCUUAAUGUCAUUAUUUGUUAAAGAUAUUUUGCACUUAGUUUUGUGGAAAAAAAUAUUGCUACAAUUUUCUUUUUAAACCUCUGAAUGUAACUUCAAUGCCGCGUACAUAGCAGGGAUCAAUUGCUGUGAGAUAAUUCGGGCCCGAGCAUUACCAAACAGUCAUCAGGCUGUUAACACACAAGGUACACACAAGAUUUUCCCAAAGGCCCAAUCCUCUUUCCUGAUGACUCCCCAGACCACAGGCAAGUUGGACUCCAGAGCACUGGCCCAGCACGCACUGGCAUGCAACUGCCCUGCACACCCUCCUGCAGGCAAGCGGCCGUCCUCCAGGUGCCCAGGCAGAUGGCACCCAGGCUUCCUCAGUGAGCACUGUCCACACCCUUUCUACACCAGCCAAGUCCACCCAUGCUUCCCUAAGGCAGGGUCCCUAACUCUGGUCCCUAACUGAUCAGGCAUUUUGAUAGGAAGCCCCUCAUCUGUCCCAGUAUCUUGUGCUAAGUUGUCAGAGGACCACCUGUGCCCUUUCCCCUCUGGAAACCACACCUGCACAUGCCUCAGGGAGCAACCACAGGCUGUCCACUUUGAAAUCUUCAUUUGAAUUUUAAAACAUAGGAAUUAAUUGAGUUGAAGUUCUUCACUUACGCUCCGUCUUGCAUGCUUAGUGCUAGGGUCCUUACAACUUGUUGGCAGGUGGCGCGUUUCUUUCUUAAAAAUGGUAUAUGUGCAGUCACAUACUUUUUUUUUUUUUUUUUUUUGGUACUGAGGAUCGAACUCUGGACCUUGCGCUUUUGAGGCAAACAGCGGAACCACUGAGCUAAAUCCCCGGCCCAGUCACAUACCUUUUUAAAGGCACACUUAAAAGAACGUUCUAUUAUUGUAGAUGCAAACUAUCUUGUAAAAUAUUUCUUUAAAACCUACCAAAAAAGGAAGGUUGUGUUUUCCACAUAUGCAUGGGGAUCUAGCAGUAAUGGUGUAUCCUAAAGUAUUCAACCCUGUAGCCUGGAUAAGUUUUACUCUUAAAACCAAAAUAACACAAAAGGAAUUAUUUUCAGUGUAACAAAAGCACUGCUUCCACCCCUAGGCUUCCUCUCUUAAACCCACUUUUGACCAACUCUGCUAAAUAUUUCUGUCAUUUGCAGUCACUGGAAAAUUCACAAACCCACAGCACCAGUCCCCUUCUGGGGCAAAGAAGCGUAUUGUCAUUAUUUCCACUCCAUUGGAGCCGUGUGCCCCUUCCUCGUUUUUGUUUUAUUUUGUUUUGCUUUUCCUUGGUCUUAUAGUAGGGGUAUUGGUCAGAGCUGCUAAAAAUGUAAGACAAUUAAAAGUCUUUAGCUGUUAGCAAAUGUGUUAGCUUUACUCUUUUUUUGUCUUAUGUGCUCUUUAGGCACGAAAGCCUUCUUUUUAUCGCUUGACAGUGACUGUUAACAGUUGAAUCACGCAUCGUGAUGAAAGGUAAACACGGCAUUGUGAGCUUGCUUAGCAGAGUCUUAAAGAAGGCGCUUGCUGGGACUGAGCACUGUUGACACAUUGUUUCUGUUGGGAGAGUUUUAACUAGCGCCUCUCCUGAAGCACACCAGCCCACAGUUAACGCUUCUUCAAAGCUGUUUUCAAUCCUACCAGGAGCUUACUAAUUACUCAUUGUGCACUUCCGCUCCCAGGCCAGCUAUUUAACUUCAUGGUUUUUAAAGGUAUUCUUUUAAAAACAACAACAACAAAACAAACCUUUUCCCCCUUCUCUUAAUGAAAGAGGCUUCUAAUUUAAGCUCUAAAACGUCCUUGGGUUAUUUUUAAACGCGGAAAUAGUUUGUACAAUGAGGAUUGCAUUUGUCCCAGACAGAAGAGAAGAACUGCUUCCUACUGGAAAGGUGUAUGUAACAGGGCCCUACUUUUCCUGCAGGCUCGGCCAGUUCUUUAGUCCUUUAACUCCCAUUCAAUUGAGUGGCCUCUAACUCAGAUAUCUUUAAAUGGGAAAACCUUUUUUUCUUUUAAUAGCAGCAAACAUAUUUAAGAUAAACUAGAGAUUUUAUUUUACCUACCCAAAAUUCAUAAUUAUAACGUACUAAAAUUGGGAAUGUAGACAUUGUACUCGCUUUAAGAAUUAGAAAUAAGUCCCUUUUUGACAGUAAGGCUUAUUAAAAAUUACAGUUGCAUUUAUGUACACAUAAAUUUAGCUGCAUGAAAGUCCACUUUUUUAAAGAAAUAUAGUUAAUGAUUUGGAGCUUAGAAUAGUUAAGAUUGAUACUGAAAUGUGCAGUAUAAAUGAAGGUCGCUUCAGUAGCUGUGACGGCCCUGAGGAAUCACCCUGCCACUCUGUCCCCCGCUGCGCCCGGAGCAGACAGGCGCUUCCUGCUUACUGCACUUGUGGUACUUUGAAGGGGAAAUGUUCACAGUGCUAUUUGUCCACUUGCCAGAUUUCCCAUUCUGAAAAGUUUUAAGUAUACCAAGUGUGGCUUACUCAUAAUAUGAACCAUUUUAUUUAAAAUCUGAACCCACAAGAGGAGCUCUGGCGAGGUGACAGACUCCUCUCAUGACACAGGCCAAACAAAGUACUUCUAAAAUUCAAAGAACAAGGUUGAAGACUAGAUGUUUUGAAGACCCUAAUCAUUUAAGGUUCCUGAUAAAAUUCUUCUUUGUUGUGUUCUUGAAAUGCAGAUGAUAGGGUGAUAACAGCUUCCACUUAAGUUGCUUUGAAAUGACUUCUACAGCACCAUGUCAAGAGUCAUGGGUCUCCAGCCAUCCCACCCUGAACGCACCCGAUCUCAUCUGAUGUUGGAGGAAUCAUUUAUGGGCAGCCGGACUGAAUGCUGCAGACAGGGCGGCAUUUCCCAUUUCACCCGACUUCAGGCGAAGCCCCUGUGUUCUCUUACAGUAAAGACUAAUGAAGGGAGCCUGUCGGUGUUAAAUUGUUUACAUUUCUUUAUCGAAAUAAUGUGCUUUCAGUGCCUUAGUUAUGGGUCCCUUUCUUUUUCUCGUUCCAAGAAUUCUGCAACGUGUCUUAGGUCAGGUCUCUGCUCCUCACUAGGAGGACCAUGGUCUCUGAGCACUGGUCACCGUGGUGGGUAAACACUUCUCCGUCGUAACAUGGAGCAGACAGCCCAUGGCUGAGCUAGUGGCCCCUUGGAGUUAUCUGUGCUGUAGAAGACAAAAGUGGUUUUGUCUCACGAUGAGCUUCAGAUUAAAUAUGGCCCUAAAAUUCUCUUGGAUCUACUUUAAAUUUUUAUUUCAGAAGAGAAUCUUGGUUUGGGUAAUCCGUUUUUUUAAAAGAUCAUUCCGUGGAGAAUACCAAGUUUUAAAAAUAACUCACAGAAUGGCCUUAGUUUUCAAUGUCUACUGCUAUGUAUGAGUUGUGUUAUCUGUAAUACACAUCCAGAAUAAAGUGGAGUGAAGUAA
Messenger RNA from Heterocephalus glaber (naked mole-rat), 5046 nucleotides. Lineage: Eukaryota; Metazoa; Chordata; Mammalia; Rodentia; Bathyergidae. The record is from RefSeq and is a predicted model, not a curated record.